Biomphalaria glabrata is the source of this 4647-nucleotide messenger RNA. Its product is annotated as peptidyl-glycine alpha-amidating monooxygenase B-like. The record is from RefSeq and is a predicted model, not a curated record. The transcript is spliced from 12 exons. The coding region runs from base 611 to 1504 and encodes 297 amino acids. Gene Ontology annotation, biological process: peptide metabolic process. NCBI's taxonomy places the organism in Eukaryota, Metazoa, Mollusca, Gastropoda, Planorbidae. Gene Ontology annotation, molecular function: protein binding; catalytic activity. Gene Ontology annotation, cellular component: membrane; extracellular region.
UAUGUGUAAACAAAAAAUAUAUUAUUUUAAAAUAUUUACACUGUCUUCUUUCUUUUAAAAUUUGAUUAUACUUGUGAUAAUGACAUAACAGUGCAUGCUAUAUCAAACAUGAUUAUAGACUUUCUAUAUGGAUUUUGCUCAGCAGAUAGACUUACAAUAUAUCAGGCUUUAAGCACCUAGCUGGAUAAAAGAAGUAACAGAAAUGGGCCUGUCUUUCUAAAAUGAGUUUAGAGAGAAAAGUAUUUUAUCAGCAACUAUAUACCAGCUAGACCAAACUUUUUUUGUCAUUAGACCAAAGAUGGCCCACAUUUAAUUAUUUAUAAGAAAUGCUCAAGAUGAAAGAUGUCUUAAGGUCAAUUUACUUUUCAAACCUGAAACCUAAAAACCAAAAUAUAAAUACUCGGAAUCAGGUAUUAACUAUCCACCUCUUGUGAAAACAUUGGCUACUGUCAAGGCUUACAUUGAAUCUCUACCACUUUUAGAUGAGCCAGAAAUGUUUGGGCUCCAUGAGAAUGCAAACAUAGCCUUUCAGUUGAAUGAAACCAAUGCUAUACUUGGUCUUAUGGUGUUGUCUUAUGGGAACUGUUGACAGAAGAAGUACCCUACAAAGAUGUGGAUUCUUCUGCUAUCUGUUCCAGGCACUUGCCCAGAGGGCUUUAAAUUGCUGAUGAGGCAGUGCUGGUAUUUUAUGCCUCAUGGUAUUACAGCGGACCAUCAAGGAAAUAUUUGGUUAACAGAUGUAGCAAUGCAUCAGGUUUUUAAAAUACCACCAGGUCAGACUGUACCAAAAAUGACACUAGGACAGAAGUUCCAACAUGGUGAAGAUACAAAUCUUUUUUGUAAACCUACUGAUGUAGCUGUUCUUAUGUCUGGAGAGUUUUUUGUAUCUGAUGGGUACUGUAAUAGCAGAGUUCUGAAAUUUUCCAAAGAUGGAACUUUUUUGAUGUCCUUUGGGAAAAGGAAUGUUCAGUUUGGUGCAGGAGGUUUACUGUAUGCUGUGAAUGGUCCUGCUUUUGAUGGUCCCAUUGAUACAACUGUCCAGGGUUUCACAUCAGACAUAAAUACUGGAGAUUUGUUGGAAAUGUGGAAUGUACCAGAUAACAUGCGAAACCCACAUUAUGUAGCAGCAGAUCCAGUAACACGUAGCAUCUAUGUAGGGGAAUUGGACCCUGAAAGUGUUUGGAAGUUUAGCAGACCUGUUACAGUACAGUCAAGUUCACAGCAUAACAAAGUUGAGGAAAGUACUCAGAGCCAGUUACUGUCAGCAAUCCAUUGGACCAGAGUGAAACCAAUACCACAGAGUUGUCUGAGGCUAUCAAAGAUAGCAGUGAUGUCUCUCCCUCUGUCAUCAAUUGGCAUCUUACUUGUGGAAAAUUUAAAUGUUAUGGACAUGGAAAGAAGGGAAAGGUUUUUAACCUUAAAGGCUUUACUUGGAAUUCUCAUAAAGGCUUUGAUAGACUUAGUACUGAGGAAAGUGAUCAUGAGGUUGACCCAGAUGAUUUAGAUGAUAAAGACUAUUUGACACCUCCCAAGACGAAUAAAGCAUAGCCUCAAGUUCAAGGCUGACUAAAUUGUGUAAAUUAAUCUUUUUUUUUCUUUGUUAUUAGUUGUUCAUAUCAUUUUCAGAUUCAACUUGUAAACAAGUUUAAACCCUGACUGUAUUCUGCCAUUACAGUCAGGGUUUAAACUUGUUUACAAGUUGAAUCUGAUACCAACUAAAUCUCAUAAACACAUAAUUAACCAUAGACCCACCUCAUGUAAAAAAAAAUGUUUUACAUAUUUCGGAUGUUCUUUCAGAGUUGAAGAUAGUUUACUUCCUAGUCCAAAUCUCCCGCAGGACGACGGGGGAUGGGAGUGGGCAGGGUUUGAACCCGGGACCAUCGAUAAAUCCAAACGACAGUCCAGCGUGCAAACCGCACGACCAGGCAGCCAUAUUACAUGUUAUUAGUUGUAAGUUGUAUUACAAUAACUAAGUGAUUUUGAGCUCAUAAAAUUUCAAAAUAAAAUUAUAAAAUGCUUUUGUCAUUCUAAAAAAGAAAAAAAGAUUACUAUGUUGGAUUUUUUUUGGAUAGCAAAGGCUAUUUGUCCUUUUUAUUUCAAUAUGUGAUAUCAAAAUUUUUAAUUCAUUAAUUUGUUCAAUAUUUGUCGAAAGUUUGCUUUUGAAUAAAAUAUUUAUCAGCAUUAUUAUCAUUUAAUAAGUAUAUUUUGUUUUUUAAUUUUAUGAAUGAUUUGAUGUUAUAAUGCCAGGUCAUUUACAAAGCACACGCCUGCCAACUUUCUUUUUGCAAUGAUUCUCAAAACUUAAUUAGCUACCAAAUGAUUGUUUGCUCACUUGGUUGUGAUGAUUCAACAUUCCUGUUAUGUUCCACCAUUUCCUUCUUCAAUUCUAAAGCUGGCUUUAUUUCAUCUAGUGAACGUACCAUUAGUGUUAGUGACCCUGGCAAACUAGCCAUUUUAUGCACAAUUUUAAAAUGUUCAUAUGGAUAAUAUGGUUAGUUUUUUUAUAGCAUUUUUGACUACAUGGAGUUCCAGACAACUUUCCAUGUUGCUGGUCCCUUUCUCAUGUCAUUAUUAAAUCUUAUUUAAAAAACAAAAAAAAAAUUUGUUAGAUGGUAACAUUGUCCAAAUUGUUACUAGUUUUAUGUAAUGUGUUUGAAAACUAUGACUUCCUUAGAUUGACUACUAGACUCUCAUUCAUGUAUUGCAUUUCUUUAUUUUAAAAUCUUGUUAAGGCUUGUUUAAAAUCUCUCGACACUCAACUUUUUAUGCCAUAUUACAAUGUUUAUUUGUUAAUUCAAUUGUUUAGUCAAAUGUUUGUUUUCCAAAGUGUUACUAUUUGGUGCAAUCAAAAUAUUUAGUGGCAUUUUACAUACAAACACUGGUAGUUGAAAUCAGUAGCACAUUUUAGCUAAUUUCUGAUGAAUCAAAAUAAAAAUGUCAUGAUAUAAAAAUAAUUUUAAAUUUAAAAACCUAUAUGAAAAAAAUUGUAUUUUUUGUAAAUAUAGUUACAGUUAUAUUGAAUAGAAUUAUUUAUGUUAGCAACUUUUGAAUGCAUCACAUAAUUUUAAUUUGACACAGAAACUGAAAAUCAUUUCAAUUAAAGAUUGUUGACUGUUGUUUCACCUCAGAUGAAUUGAUUACAUUUUAAGAGGUUAUCAGAUAUUUAUAUUUAUGACAUACAAUCUUUUUGUUAUGUUAUGAGUUGUUUUUGUUUUUAUUUUCUACAUGUUCAGGGUAUAAAGUUCUAGUGCAUACAUACGUAGAUUUCAACCCACAUUUUUUUAGUUCUUACUUGUGUAUUUACAUACAUGUACUAAGAACUAAUAUGAAAUUACAACUUAAUCAUUUUUUGUGUGAUUUUUAUGUAUUCGAACCAAUUUUUAUUUUAAAUUAGCACAAGUUAAAUCUGUUGAUCAGAAUUUUUUUCCUUGGUAAUAGUUAUAUUUAUACUCAAACCCAUUUGAUGUUACUUCUGCAAAGAUUUAUAGACACUCAGAGGAUAUGAUAUUAGCAUGGUAGACACAAUUAAACUUUUAAGGCAGAGUUUUGGAAUUAAAGCUAAAAUUUUAAAAUAAAUCAAAAACAUUGAUAAACAAGCUGUUUACUGCUAGUUUAGUGCAUCAAUCCAUUGUCUGCUUUUGAUUUAGUCUUUGGUUCUUGAUUUCUAUGCUGCACUGUGUCAAUAACUUUACUUUUUUAGAGCAGUUCUAUUAAUCUCUUUCAAAUACUAUUUGCUUAUACUAAUCAGAAUGUAAGAUUUAAUGGGUUUGAUAUUUGUUUCAACUGGUGAUGGUCCCCCUAAAGUAUUGUAUUAGUACUUCAAAACUUACUUAUGUACAGUUUCAUUAAUUAAUUAUAUUUUUUAGGCUGUUGAAGGUUUAUCAAUUGAUUUUUUUUUAUCUGGUGGAGACAUUUAACCAUUUUGUUUUUGCCACAAAAAAAAAUUGAACUUGUCUGUUUUGAAAAAUGAAAUCAAAAGUGAAUGAUCACCUAGUCUUUGAAAGUUCAAAAUAUUUGUACUACUUUAUUGAUGUCAUGUACUCACAUAAUAUUUGUGUGUUAGUGUUUGUCUUAACAUGUUGAUGUUGUUUUGUGAUAUCUAUAUCAACAUUGUCUCUUGUUGGUGGGGUAUGCAAGACAUUGGUUCUAUGCUGUUGGUAAAAAUUUCUCAUCCUUCAUUGACUUCCAAUGUACUCCACCUUGCACUUAGAGUGUUUUAUGGAGUGCUAGAAAUCUAAAAAGUAUCCCAGUCAUAAUAGAAGAUUUAGAGCAUUUCAUUUUUACUUUGCUCUUUUUUUUUUUAUUGUGUAUGUUCUUAAUUGUAAUCAACAUCUGACGGUGCUACAUAAUGUUUUAUUUAAUGACUGAGCAUAAUGCUUAAUUUGAUUUUAAUGUGGCUAAGAUUCAAGAAACAUGUUUAUAAGUUCAUUGCUAAAAACACCUGGUGCAGAGUACAUGUGUAUUUAAUCUCUGAAUGAAAUGGGACUAACAAUGACUUUCAAAAUAGGGAUGUCAUUUGUUUCUCAAAUGUUAGUAGCAUAGAAAACAUGGACUGUGUGGUCUAUUUAUCUUAAUGUGUGUUUGAUGUAUUGUAAGUGAUCAUAUGUAACAGUUAUGGGUAUAGAGAAUAAAAUACAAAAUAUUUAA